AUGGCAGGCAUCUUCGAGCAAUCCCGGAAUGCUGGCACACUCUUCCUCGGCGGCCAAAAGAUCUCGGGCGCAGACAUCAGAGACCAAAACGUGCUGGCAACGCAAGCCAUCGCCAACAUCGUCAAAUCGUCUUUCGGCCCUGCCGGACUGGACAAGAUGAUGGUGGACGAUAUUGGUGAUGUGACGGUGACCAACGAUGGUGCGACCAUCCUGAGCUUGCUGAGCGUGGAGCACCCGGCGGGCAAGAUCUUGGUGGAUCUGGCCCAGCAGCAGGACAAGGAGGUGGGCGAUGGCACGACUAGUGUUGUUCUCAUUGCGGCAGAGCUGUUAAGGAGGGCAAACGAGCUGGUCAAGAUGCGCAUCCACCCCACCACCAUCAUCACAGGCUACAGGCUGGCUCUGCGCGAGGCGGUGCGGUAUAUGAACGAGAACGUGAGCACAAAGGUCGAGACGCUCGGACGGGAGAGCUUGAUCAACAUUGCCAAGACGAGCAUGUCCAGCAAGAUUAUUGGUGCUGAUUCCGACUUCUUCGCAAACAUGGUCGUGGACGCGAUCACAAGCGUGAAGACAACCAACGUCCGUAAUGAGGUCAAGUAUCCCGUGAAGGCAGUGAACGUCCUCAAGGCACACGGCAAGAGUGCUACCGAGUCAGUCCUGGUCAAGGGUUACGCUCUCAAUUGCACAGUCGCCUCGCAAGCCAUGCGAACACGAGUCACCGACGCCAAGAUCGCCGUGCUCGACAUGAACCUGCAGAAGGAGCGCAUGAAGAUGGGCAUUAAUGUCGUCAUCGACGAUCCAGCACAACUUGAGAAGAUCCGCGAGCGAGAAUCAAGUAUGGUCAUUGAGCGGAUCGAAAUGAUCCUAAAGACCGGUGCGAACGUCGUCUUCACCACAAAGGGCAUCGAUGAUCUGUGCUUGAAGCACUUUAUCGAGAAGAAUGCCAUGGCUGUACGCAGAUGCAAGAAGGAGGAUCUGAGGCGGAUAGCCAAAGCUACGGGGGCGACUAUGGUCUCCACGCUUGCCGACAUGAACGGUGACGAGACCUUUGACCCGAAGAACUUGGGCCAGGCUGAAGAAGUGGUGCAGGAGCGAAUCAGUGAUGAUGAGUGCAUUCUUGUCAAGGGCCCUAAGGUGCACACAGCUGCUUCGAUCAUUUUGCGUGGCGCGAACGAGUACAGCCUGGAUGAGAUGGAGCGGUCUGUGCACGAUUCCCUUUCGGCUGUCAAGCGCACGCUCGAAUCGGGCAGGAUAGUACCUGGUGGUGGUGCUGUCGAGACAGCACUUCACAUCUACCUCGAAGAGUGGGCGACCAGUGUUGGCUCAAGAGAACAACUAGCCAUUGGCGCGUUCGCCGCCUCCCUGCUCGUCAUCCCCAACACUCUCGCCGUGAACGCCGCAAAAGACAGCUCCGAACUCGUCGCUCAACUGCGCUCCCGCCACGCACUCUCCCAGCGCACCGCCGAGCCUGCACCCCAAAAACACGCCAACCCAAACCAGCCCCCAAACCAACAACAAGCCCAGCAACAAACACCCAACGGCACGUCUCGUCCAGCCUCUUCGGCCCCAGGCGCACAACCCCAGCGAGUGCCCCACCAGCCCAUGGCCGCAGACUCCCCCGAUGCGAAAGCUCUGGCCAAGGCGAAGGGGUACAAGAACUACGGGCUCGAUUUAUCAAAGGGCAAAGUCCACGAUUGUUUGAAAGCGGGCGUGCUUGAGCCAAGCAUGAGUAAAGUGAAGCAGUUGAAGAGUGCGGUCGAGGCGUGUGUGGCUAUCAUGAGGAUUGAUACGCUCAUUAAGCUGGAUCCGGAGCAGAGAGGCGGUGGCGAGGAUGAUGGACAUGGGCACUAG
Molecule: messenger RNA, 1848 nt
Organism: Recurvomyces mirabilis
Lineage: Eukaryota; Fungi; Ascomycota; Dothideomycetes; Mycosphaerellales; Teratosphaeriaceae
Gene: cct1
Product: chaperonin-containing T-complex alpha subunit Cct1
Exons: 2
Coding region: 1-1848 (615 amino acids)
Biological process (GO): protein folding
Cellular component (GO): chaperonin-containing T-complex
Molecular function (GO): ATP binding; ATP-dependent protein folding chaperone; ATP hydrolysis activity
Source: RefSeq, a predicted model, not a curated record